AUGUCUAACAAUAACAAGAUGACCAUAAACCUUCUCUUGCUUGGACAGACACAGAGUGGCAAGAGUUCUGCAGGAAAUACCCUUUUAGGCAGUAUGGACUUUGCCAGUCAUCUUUCCCCAUGCUCUGUGACCGCAGCUUGCUGUUUAGGGCGCAGUUGCCACAUUUCAGGCUUUGCACGUCGGCAGGGCUCUGAGCUAACCCUACAGGUCCAAGUGCUGGACACUCCUGGGUAUCCUCACAGUAGCCUGAGCAAAGAGCAGGUGCAGGAAGAAGUGAAAAGAGCUUUAAUUCAGCACUUUGGAGAGAAAGGUCUGCAUCUGGCACUUUUGGUCCUGAGAGCUGACAUCCCACUAUGCAGAGGGGAAGAAGAGCCUACUGUUGAAUUUGUCCAGACACUCCUGGGUCCUAACUGGAAGAGUUACACUGUCAUCUUAUUCACACAUGCAGAUCAGGUUGAAAAGGCUAGGUUUAGUACAGAACUAUACCUGCAUACUGCAUCAGACACACUACAUAAAGUUUUGCACUCAGUGCAGCAAAAAUAUAUUUUUGUAGACAAUCAUGCAAGAGUGCCCAAAGAAGAAAACUUAAAAUUGUUAAGAAAAAUUGUGGAGUUUAUAAAGCAAAACAAUUAUCAGACCCUUCUACCAAAGUAAACAAUAGUAUAGAACUAAGUUAGGUAUCUGGCUGUGGAGCCAGAGGUUGGAAUUUCAAUUCCCCAUUGUACC
Molecule: messenger RNA, 726 nt
Organism: Pogona vitticeps (central bearded dragon)
Lineage: Eukaryota; Metazoa; Chordata; Lepidosauria; Squamata; Agamidae
Gene: GIMD1
Product: GIMAP family P-loop NTPase domain containing 1
Molecular function (GO): GTP binding
Source: RefSeq, a predicted model, not a curated record